Bufo gargarizans (Asiatic toad) is the source of this 3471-nucleotide messenger RNA. Its product is annotated as chemokine-like receptor 1. Gene Ontology annotation, molecular function: complement receptor activity; G protein-coupled receptor activity. Gene Ontology annotation, cellular component: plasma membrane. The transcript has 3 exons. Gene Ontology annotation, biological process: complement receptor mediated signaling pathway; phospholipase C-activating G protein-coupled receptor signaling pathway; inflammatory response. The coding region runs from base 314 to 1402 and encodes 362 amino acids. Lineage: Eukaryota; Metazoa; Chordata; Amphibia; Anura; Bufonidae. The record is from RefSeq and is a predicted model, not a curated record.
CUGAGUAUUCACAGAAGGGGGUGGAGAAGACUCAGAGGAGGAACUUGUAGGGUUCGCAGGCGAGAGGACAGGGAAUGCAUGGAAUACAGUGAACUCUUCUUGCCUGGAGUCAUUUUGACUCUGCUGUCUCUACUAAUCAAGAUAUCGCAGGAAAUUCAGGAGAAGACCAGCUUCGCAUUUAGGCUUCAAGGUUGAAAGGGACCAGUGCCUGCCAAACGUGACGUACAGACUCCACAUCUACUGUAUGUGACCAUCCAUACUGAAUAUCUGCACAGAAUAAGUAUUCGAGAACUUAGCAUCUCAGAUUCUAACCAUGAGCUAUGAACACUUGGACAGUGAAUUACAAAAAAAACUAUGCUAUUUGUACUGGGACAUAGCCAACAUCCCAGAGCUAUUGGCAUUAUCUCCUAGCGCAAGCCACCCUACUGCCAUCCAGUACUCCAGCUUUUUACUGUCCAUUGUCACUUGCAUCAUGGGAUUUGCCGGCAACAUUGUUGUCAUCUUCGUCACUGGAUUCUUAAGGAAGAAGAACAAAUCUCAAAUCUGGUUCCUGAAUUUGGCCAUAGCAGACUUCAUCUUUCUUCUGGUUGUACCACUCCAAGCUGUGAACAUAUUAACGGCAAGAUGGCCGUAUGGCUCCAUCAUGUGCAAAUUAUACAACUUCCUUAACUUUACUCAUAUAUAUGCCAGUAUUUACAUCCUCACAGCGCUAAAUAUUGAUCGUGCCUUGUCUGUAGCUAAACCGAUAUGGCACCUGAGGUUCCUUUCCCGGAAAUUUGGUUACUGUGUAUGUACACUCAUCUGGGUAUUAUCGAUCAUAUGUAGCAUUCCAUCCAUCUUCUACAGUGAAGAAUAUUAUUUUGGUGAAGAACCUCAAUGCAUUCUCUUUCCUGAUGAUCUUACUGGCAUUGUAUAUUUAAAUAAUGACCAAAAUUUGAUUCACGGUUUCCGUAAUUUUUCACGUGAAUUGUGCGAUGAACCCUUUCAAAGUGUGCAGAAGUUCCAAGACUGGAUAGAAAUGCUCUCUACAACCAUGCAACUUGUGGUUCCACUUGCAGUGUUUGGUUGCCUUAUCCCGCUGUGUGUUAUCAUAUCCUCCAAUGUCACCAUUGCUCUUCAUGUGAAGAAUUCUCAGAAGGCAUCAUCAUCAUCAAGACUAUACAAAGUAGUGAUUGCUGCAAUUCUGGUCUUCUUCUGUACUAGGACUCCAUUACUUUUGGCGCAGAUUAUUUUCUUGGGGGCUGCUUAUACUCUGCAGUUUACUCUGAUGUAUAAGGUUAUCGUAUAUAUGCCACUGUUGAUCAGUAUAUCCUCCACAAAUGCUUUCCUGAAUCCCGUGGUGUAUGUUCUAGUGGGAAAACAAGUAAGGGAUGAAAUUUGUCAGUUUCUUCGGAAACUAUAGUAUGGCAUAGAGGUAUAGAUUUGAGGAUGCCAUAUAUCAGAUGUCCAGGGGGGACUGUUUCCCCCUGCACCUAGCAGUCUUAUAGGCAAGGUAGUGCUAUGCUGGGAAAAAGGUAUUCAAAUUAGUUCACUUUCCAAAAAAGAAAAGAAAGCUGUACCUCUGGUGGCACCAGAGGCACCUUCCACCUGGUGGCACCAGAGACAACUUCCACCUUUUGACACCAGAGGAAGCUUCCACCUAUUGGCUGCAGAAGCACCUUCCAUCUGUUGGCACCAGAGGCCCUUUCCAUAUGGUGGCAUCGGUGGCACCUUCAGGGGCGGGCUGACCAUUGAACCCACAGGGAAACUUCCCAGUGGGCCGAUGCCCAGGUGAGUAAUCUGAUGCUCCUCUCCUGACUCCUGAAUUAAACUGUAUUACCAUCCUAAGGCAACUGGAGCGUGGUAGCUACCAUUGGCCUCCACAAAGUGUCAAGUUUUGUGAAGGUAUUCCCUCGGGCUGGGGCAGUAUUUUGUGAUGCCCUGUGGUGUUUGGUUCUGCUGGGGUGGUAUAAUGUGUUGCAGUAUGGUAUUGCUGGUCCCGCAUACUGGUGUUGGCCCGUCGUCUGUCAAUUUGAACCUGUCUACAAAAUGGAGCCACUUUUAAUUUUUUCCCAAGGGCACUUUAAGGUCCGAGUCUUCCCCUGGGCACCUUCCAGCUGGUGGCAAUAGAGGCACCUUCCAGCUAGCAGCAUCUUCUAGCUGAUGGCAGAAGUGGCACCUUCCAGCCAGUGCCACCAGGGGCACCUUACUGCCAAUGGCACCAGAGGCACCUUACUACCAGAGGCGCCUUCAUGCCAAUGGCACCAGAGGCACCUUCUAGCUGGUGGCAGCAGUGGCACCUUCCAGCUGAUGGCACCAGAGUUUCUUUUUGGAAAGAUAGCUAAUUUGCAUAUAUAAAAUUCAUGGUUGUAGGAGGAAAGUUUCUCCUUGUAAUUCAAAGAACCUCCCGCUAACCCAAAGAACCUCCCGCUAACUUCUUUUUUAGAGAGUUCGAUAUGGAAUGCAUGUCUCUCAAUACAAUCUAUUCAAUAAUCAAUUCAUUUAUAAAAAAACUAUUUAGCAUGAUUUAUAUUUUAUGUGUAACCCCUUAAGGAUCAGUUAAAUAUUGACUGACGCCUAUUAGGCUGUGCCUAAGGGCUCAUGCACACAGCCUUAGCUAUUGUUGUGGUCUGCAAAUUGCAGGGCGGAAAAACACGGAUACCGGCCUUGUGCAUUCCGCAUUUUGCAAAAUGGAAAGUCUUGCUCUCUGUAGAACUGUCCUAUACUUGUCUGCAAAACAGACAAGAAUUAGAAGAAAAGUUUUUUGUGGGCCCGUGGAACGGACAUAAGGGUGCUGACAGCACACAGCGUACUGUCCGUAUCUUUUAUGACCCAUUGAAGUGAAUGCGUUCGCAUCCAACCUGCAAAAAAAUGCGGAUAGAAUGUGGACAAAAACAACGGUCGUAUGCAUGAGCCCUAAGACAAUGAGUUGCUCUCUGGUUAUCUGGUUGCCCCCUCUUUGUGUUUGCACCCAAUAGUUGCCUCAGUUGUUAUAGAAUGCUGCCUGUAAGAGGUUAUAUGGACAGAAUCAUCUGCAAUUAAGUAGUUAUCAUCUCCAUCCCUCUGUAGGUGAUGGUACGUGCAUGUUACCAUCCUUGUGUAACUGUACAGCAUGGUGUAUUAAAGAGUCACUGUACUUUCACACAAUUUCUUUUAGUAGAGAAUGGUGUAAAUAGCAAAUUUAUAGAUCACUUUAUUUAAAAAAUCUGCCUGCAUCCACCUGAAAAAAAAAGCUAUAAAGUCAUGGCCACUAGGGGUCUCACUUCCACCUAAGUUGCUGUCCACUGCCUGUUGUCACGCAAGAUCAGUCCCAGGUAAAAGAGGGCUCACAGGAAAUGAGACAGUGUCAGUGAUCCUGAGUCUGAUCAAAGAACUGCUUCUACACCUGUAACACCCCAGAGUGUUGUUACCACUUCUGCACUUUGCUACUGUCUUUAUUGGUCUAACCCAGUGAUAGGCAAACUGCGGCUCUCCAGCUGUUGCAAAACUACA